Messenger RNA from Malus domestica (apple), 357 nucleotides. The record is from RefSeq and is a predicted model, not a curated record. Lineage: Eukaryota; Viridiplantae; Streptophyta; Magnoliopsida; Rosales; Rosaceae.
AUGUCAAAGUAUGGAUGCGUUUAUCCGGACAGUGAAGAAAAGGAAAGGCGUUUUACCAUCUUCAAGAGCAAUGUCGAGUAUGUGGAGAAAUUCAACCGUGAUGGGAAUAACACAUACAAGUUAGGACUCGAUGAAUUUGCUGAUUUGAGCUACGAAGAUUUCGUCCAACAACAUACUGGAUACAUAAAUCCCACUGAAAAGACCUCAUCCGCAGAUGUAUCAUUUAGGUACGAGAGCUUAGGCGGUCCUGAUGUUCCCCUUAGCAUCGACUGGAGUAUGCAUGGAGCCGUCACCACCGUAAAGAAUCAAGGACCCAGUGGUUGUUGCUGGGCAUGUAAGAACCAUAAAGCCUCCUAG